Messenger RNA from Lagopus muta (rock ptarmigan), 13017 nucleotides. It is a transcript of the gene BEND3, whose product is annotated as BEN domain containing 3. The coding region runs from base 4082 to 6592 and encodes 836 amino acids. Gene Ontology annotation, cellular component: heterochromatin. The transcript has 4 exons. Gene Ontology annotation, molecular function: DNA binding. The record is from RefSeq and is a predicted model, not a curated record. Gene Ontology annotation, biological process: rDNA heterochromatin formation. NCBI's taxonomy places the organism in Eukaryota, Metazoa, Chordata, Aves, Galliformes, Phasianidae.
UGAUGGGGACUCUACCACGGCCCUUGGGAGCUUGUUCCAGAGAUCAGUUGUUAUCACUGUAAAACCUUUCUUACAUCAAGGUGAAACCUCCCCUGGUACAGCUUGUAUCCGUUGCCCCUCAUCCUCUCCCCACGGCUCCUUGUGAAAGGAGAUCUUCUGUCUUCUUUGUGGCUACCUGUUAAGUUACUGGGAUGCCCCCCUGAGCCUUCUGUUCCCCAGCUCAAAAGGGCCUAAAACUUCUUCAGUCUUUUCCUCUUGCAGCAGCUUCUCCAGCCUCUUGAAAACCUUUGUGGCACUCCUUUGGACUCUUGUGUGUGUGUGUGUGUGUGUGUGUGUGUGUGUGUGUGUGUGUGUAAGUUUUUGCAUUGCUUUAUCCAGUGCAUGCUUUAUGAGAAGUACAGACCCAGAGACAGGGAACAGGACCUCAGACCCUUUAUUGCCUGAGAAGUCUCUUAAUUAAUAAACCGUCCUUGGUUGGCUUUGGAUAAACCACACUGUAUGUAGCAUUGACUUGAUUAAGUGCUGUUGUAGCUAGGCCAGCUGCUUUUUCUCUGUUAAAUAACAGCAAUUCUGUGCACUGGUCUUGUAAAAUGUAGCCAAUGUUACCUCCUUACAAUAUCAGCUCCUUAGCUAGUGUUACAUCUUUCACUGCACGCUGAAAGCAAGGGAGUUGAACAAAUUAUUUAAAUAUGCUUUUAAACACAUUCUUAAUGUGACUAGCAAACACCUGUCCUAUCUUUUGACCAAAAUGUAAAUAACAGUUCACCUCUUCGGAUGUAAACAAAACUCAAGUAGUUCUCAUUAAAGCCUGUGACUUUUAUGCAUGAAGCAAUGUACCACCAUGAGGCAUUAGAAGGAAUAAACAUCUCAUAAUACACAAUGUCUAAAAAAAAUGAUGUUAUUUUAUUGGUGACGUAUCAAUAAUGAAGCCUUGUGGACCUACAUCUCCCAGGCUCGGUGUCCAACCUACGUGGAGCUAUUAAUAUAUUUGGUAGGAUUGUGUGCAUUUGAGAAGCAGCAUCUACGCACUGGCCAUGCAAUACAGAACUGACCAAUGCAAUGUUUUACAAACGAUUGAAUUAGUGAACAACUAACUUCUAUAAAACUGGAAACAGUACUUAUUAUAUUAGUUAAGAUAAUCAUUUUAAUUUGUAAUUAAAAUGUGUUAUAAAAUCAGAAUUAUAUACAGUAUCUCUGCACUUUUGUACCGUCUUUCAUGGUUUUUAUGCUUUUUUUUCCCCCAGUUGUCAGGGCUUUGAUUGUGUAUGGAUGUUUAAUGAGUAAUAAGUUGUUUUUUAGUUAUAAAUGAUUGAACAACAGCAUUUUUUUUAAGUCAGAACUUAAAGGUGAUCAAUCUGGCUUUCUUUAAGAGUGAUUGCAAGGGCGGAGAAUUGGCUUGGUCUUGUAUCACCAGCGAGGUCUUUUCUCUUUGCAUUGUGGUUUUUGUAAGGGUUGUAAACAUAAGACAGAAAAAAAAAAUACUCUGAGGCCAACAAAUCAGUAAUUGUUAGGUAUAAAUAGGAGGAGGUUAGGCUUAUGUUGUGUUCAUACAUUUUUUUCAACCUAUGUGCUCUUAAUCCUGAAGGCUUUUGUGCAUAUUUCAAGUAGGCACAAUUUUGACACACAGAUGAUGUUUUUAGCUCUAUUUGCAACAGCAGCUUCAGGGCAGUAGUUACCUCUAAAAGGACAGACAAGCAUUAACAUUCCAAAACUUUUUUUUUUUUUUUAAGUCAUUAUUCCAUUAUCUCAGAUUUGCAGCUUUGAGCUAAGUGUUGAGCUUCUCUGUUAGCAAUGGGUAUUGGCCUGUCAGCCUCUCCUCCAUCCCUGGGAAGGUGAUGGAACAGCUUAUUCUGGAUGUCAUCUCCAAGAGAUGGUUAUUAGGAGUAGUGAGCAUGGGCUCCCAAAGAGGAAGUGAUGUUUGACCAAUCAGGUAGCCCUCUAUGGUAGAUGGGAUACAUGGAGUAGAUGAGUGGAUGGUGAGGUGGCUGAGCUCAGAAGGUUGUGAUCAGCAGUGCAAAAUCUGUUUAGAAACAUGUAGCUCAUGGUGUUCUCCAGAGGCCAGUGCUGGGUCAGGUAUUGUUUGACGUCCUCAUCAGUGACCUGGAUGAAGGGAUGGAGUUCACUCUCAGCAAGUUUGCUGAUGAUACGAAGCUGCGAGUGGUGGCUGACACACCAGAAGGCUGUGCUGCCAUUCAGUGAGACCUAGACAGGCUGGAGAGAUGGGCAGAGAGGAACCUGAUGAAGCUUGACAAGGGCAAGUAUAGAGUCCUACACAUGGAGAGGACCAGCUGCAUGCAUCUGUACAGGUUAGAGGCUGAUCUGCUGGAAAGGAGCUCUGCAGAGAAAGACCUGGGUGCCUGGUGGAUAACAGGUUGGCCAUGAGCCAGCAGUGUGCCCUGGUGGCCAGGAAGGCCAAUGGGAUCCUGGAGGUUGAGGGAGGUGAUCCUCCUCCUCUACUCUGCCCUGGUGAGGCUGCAUCUGGUGGAGUGUGUACAGGAACCCAGGAAAGACAGAGAGUGGGGAGAGAGUCCAGGAAAGGCUACAGAGAUGAUGAGGGGCUUGGAGCAUCUUGCUUGUGAGGAAAGGCUGAGUGGCAUGGGACUGCUCAGCCUGGAGAAGACUGAGAGAGGAUCUUAUCAAUGAUUAUAAAUAUCUAAAGGAAGGGCUCCAAAUAGAUAGGGUCAGGCUCCUUUCGUUGAUGCCAAGUGACCAGGGGCAGUGGGCACAAACUGGAAUACAGAAAGUUCCAUAUGAACAUGAGGAAAAACUUUGAGAGUGAUGGAGCACUGGAAUAAGCUGUCCAGAGAGAUCUUCUUUGGAGAUAUUUAAAAACUUGCCUGGACACUUUUUUCUGCAAGUUGCUGUAGGUUGCAGCUUUGGCAGGGAGUCAGCCUAGAUGAUCUCCAGUGGUCCCUUCCAACUACUAUGAUUCUGUAAUUCUGUGUUAUCAGUUGGAUGUUACUAAAUGGAGUCUUGUGCCUAAGUGAUGUGAGUGGAAUUAGAUAAAGUUCUUUUCCUUUAUUGAACUGUCCCUUUCCCUUGGCUAAUCUGAUGAGAUCUGAUGAGGACAGGGUCUGUGGGAGGGAGAUCUGGCCAAUAGUGGCAGCCAAGGAACCCUGGGACACUCCCUUCUUUGCUUACUUCCUCAUGCCCAAGCUUGCCUUGCAGCCUGCCCUCCUGCGUGUCCAUCACCUGGUGAUGAGGCCAGUUGCCUGGGAUCUGGGGACCUGAGUAUUGUCUCCAGUGUGAAAUCAAUAGCAGGAAAAUAAAAAAUUUCCCGAACACCUCUUUAACCAUUGUACCACUGUUAAGUGAAAUGCCUUGUGCUCAUUUGUGGCUGCCCUCCAUGAGAGUGCUGAAGCACCAAAGUCUUUCUAUUGAAUCUGAGCAGAGUAAUUCCUCAUGCAGGACUCUUAGGGUUUUGUGUAUGUGCUCCACCAGAAACUUGAUGUCUAGAAGCUGUAAGGAGGAGGGAAAAUUUAGGUUGGAUGUCAGAAGCAAGUUAUUUACUAUGAGAGUGAUGAGGUGCUGGAACAGGCUGCCCAGGGAGGCUGUGGAUACCAUGUCCCUGGAGGUGUUCAAGGCCAGAUUGGAUGGGGCCCUGGGCAGGCUGGUCUAGUAUUAAAUGGGGAGGUUGGGGCUUUGCCUGUGGCAGGGGAGUUGGAGCUUCAUGAUCAUUGAGAUCCCUUCUAAUGUGGGCCAUUCUGUGAUUCGGGUAGCUGAGUGGGAUUUCUGGAUCUUGGUGCAAGUCUCAAGAUUGCAUAUAAAAUGCUUAGAUUAAUGUCUAGAGUUUGAGUGUAAUGUAUGUUUAUUUGUUUGAAGUAGCUUGAACUUGCAGCAGGAGUGCAUGAUGCUGCGUAUAGAAUCAGUUCUCUGCAAAUAAGCUCAUCUGUGUAUUAGGAUGAAAUGAAUAGUUUUGUCUUUAUCUGAUUGCUAAUUGAGAUAUUAUUCACGUUUCUUAGAAAAACAAAGCUGUCACUACCUUAAGAAGAGUCCUCUAAGGUUCAUCUUUUUUAACUGUUUCAAAAGUCUAGAGGACUGAGCUGAAAGGAGUGCUUACAUCUUCCAAGUGAGAUAGAAGAUGAACUCAGCUGAAAUCACUGAUGACGAUGAAGUAAAAAUUCCUAAAAAAAAUAUUGUGAAAGUAGAAACAGAAAAUGAAGAUGAAGCUCUAGACUGCUCGGUAACAUCCAGAUCUUCUGAGAAACACUCAGUGGAUGGCGCAGUUACUUGCCUACAGGAUUCCAACAAACGGAAACAGACCUCACUUGGUUGUGAUGGUUCAGGGAGCCAGCAAGAUGUCUUACCCAGUGUGAAGAAAAGACGCUUUACACAAGAGGGCUCCAAUUCAAACAUGAAGAACAGAGAUACUGGCUCACCCACUCAGGUAAAUGCAGAGCAGCCAAGCAAGAACAAGAAUCCUAAUAUAACGUGGCUCUGUGAGGAAGAACCCUUCAGCGACAUAACCACUUCAUCUUACAAGAAACCCCUGUAUGGCAUCUCACACAAAAUUACAGAGAAGAAGAAUGCACCGGGAGCAGAGCAGUUUGCCUCUUAUGACUUGUAUGAAAAAAUCAGCCCCAGCAGUCCCUCGCAUCUUCGGACUUUGAAUGACCAGCGCAAAAGGGACUCUGCUGCAGCCCUCGCUGCAGCGGCUGUUGCUGUUGAGUCUGACCCAAAUAUAUAUUCUUUGAUACAGAAAAUGUUCUUCACACUUAACACUCUCAGUUCCAAUAUGACCCAGCUUCACAAUAAGGUUGACCUUCUGUCUCUGGAGGUGAGCAGAAUUAAAAAGCAAGUCAGUCCAGUGGAGUGUGUGGCAGAUUUCAAGCCUCCCCCUGAGUACACGCUGACUUCUGCUGAGCUCAAACAGCUCAUGGAUCAAAGCACAUCAGGUGGAGACCUUGCCUGUCGCUUACUGGUACAACUCUUCCCUGAGCUCUUCAGCGACGACGAGUUCAACAGGAGCUGCAGUGCCUGUGGCUUUCCUAACAAGAGGAAGCUGGAGUCUCUCCAUCUGCAGCUUAUCCGUAGCUAUGUGGAAGUCUGUUAUCCUUCUGUGAAGAGUACAGCUGUGUGGCAGGUGGAGUGUUUGCCUCAACUGAAUGAUUUUUUCAAUAGAUUUUGGGCUCAAAGGGAAUUGGAAAAUAACCCACAGAAUGUGCAGUCCUCCAGUUUUUACGAGACUGAACAGGUGGAUUCCUCUCAUUUUCUUGAGGAUAAAGAGCAAGAAGAAGCUUUGUCCUUGGACAGGAGUAAUGCCAUUGCCUCAGACUACAUUCUAGAUGCUCAGGAUCUCAAUGAAUUUUUAGAUGAAGCUUCUUCUCCGGGGGAAUUUUGUGUUUUUUUGUUACAUAGACUGUUUCCAGAACUCUUUGACCACAGAAAAUUAGCCGAAAGGUACAGCUGCUAUGGGGACUCUGGGAAGCAACUGCUGGAUCCUCAUCGGCUUCAGAUAAUCCGUAGGUACACUGAAAUUUACUUUCCAGAUGUACAAGAAGAGGAAGCUUGGUUGCAGCAAUGCGUUCAGCGAAUAAAUGAAGAACUUGAAAAUGUAUAUAUGGAUGGAAGUGAAUGUGAUCAGCUGAGAGAUGACUGUUACGACUCUUCCAGUUUACCGGAUGACGUAUCAAUCAUAAAAGUGGAAGACAGCUUUGAAUAUGAAAAACCAGGUAGACGCUCAAAAAAAAUAUGGCUUGUGCCCAUUGACUUUGACAAACUUGACUUUCCCCCUCCUGAUUUUGAUGUCCCUGUUCCCGAUUACCUAUUGAACAAAGAACAGAUUAAAAACAUCUACGAAAGCAGUCUUUCCAUAGGCAACUUUGCUUCUCGGCUGCUUGUUCUCUUGUUUCCCGAGCUGUUUACUCAUGAAAACUUACGGAAGCAAUACAACUGUAGUGGGUCUUUGGGGAAGAAGCAGCUUGAUCCCACUAGAAUUAAAUUAAUUCGGCAUUACGUGCAGAUACUGUACCCAAGGGCAAAGAAUGACAGAGUGUGGAUGUUGGAGUUUGUUGGGAAGCUCGAUGAGAGGUGUCGGCGAAGGGACACAGAGCAACGGCGCUCGUACCAGCAGCAGCGGAAGGUCCACAUGCCAGGGCCCGAGAGGAGGGAGUUCCUCAGCUAUGCAAUAAACCCCGAAAGGUUUCGAGAGGAGUUUGAAGGGCCGCCACUGCCACCCGAAAGGAGCAGCAAGGAUUUUUGCAAGAUACCACUUGAUGAACUCGUUAUUCCUAACCCAGACUUCCCUGUGCCUUCUCCGUAUUUGCUGACUGAUAAGGAGGUAAGAGAGAUCGUACAGCAGAGCCUUUCUGUUGGAAACUUCGCCGCCAGGCUUCUCGUAAGACUCUUCCCAGAACUCUUUACUCCCGAAAAUCUCAGACUGCAAUACAACCAUUCAGGUGCUUGUAACAAAAAACAGCUGGACCCUAUCAGACUGAGACUGAUCCGCCAUUACGUGGAAGCAGUUUACCCCGUGGAGAAAAUGGAAGAAGUAUGGCAUUAUGAAUGUAUACCGAGCAUUGAUGAAAGAUGCCGGCGUCCUAACAGAAAAAAGUGUGACAUACUGAAAAAAGCAAAGAAAGCAAAGAAGUGAGGGGCUCUUUGAAUUCCGAAGACUUUGACCACUAAAUUAUUGUCAGGAUUAUGCUUUGUUUUAGGCUGAAGGGCCUGUCAGGCUGGGGCUGCUCAGCAUCCGGGAGAACUAGGCACUAAGUUUGUUGCAUUUUAACGUGUGUGUUGCAUCUAUGUGGGUACUGCAGCAGUGGGAAGUGGCUUACUAGGUUUGUACAUGGGUAAAGAUCCUAUGUCGUUGGUGACAGAGCUCAUAAUGACUCGUUAAGAGCAUGGCUUUCACUGGUGCAAGUACAUGUAUUGAAACUACUAUGCCAUUCCCCAUUUCUGCUUCCCCCUUUUUUAACACUUUUUAAUAAUAAAGUUGUUUUUUUUUAAAUGUGGUGUUCGUCAGGGGCAGUAUUUCAUUUCACCCUUAUACACAAUUAUGUUGGUUCAUUUGGAGUUUGAAAUUUAAACUUCAUGGAAAUCUACAAAACUAAUGCUUUUUGAAAGUGCCAUAUUCAAUGAAAUCACUGGAAUGUCUGACUUUGCUUCUAAGUAAAUCACAGCUUUAAUGUGUUUUGUUCUUAUUGAUACUGAGAUGCUGAAAAUAGUAAUGCCACGUCCAAGAACGGGUCAGAGCGGUGUGAUUUCCGUUUUUGACUGUUACUCAUGUUGUGUUUUCUAAAAAUUCUAAGAAUUGAAGUAUUGAAGAGUUGAGACGUGAGCAUAGACACAGUGUGAAUGUUUCUUUACGUUGGCACCCCAAGCUUGAUCAUGCCCCUGUGAGUUUUCUUUUUUGCUCAGUGUCGCGGUUGGCGUGACUGAAGGUAGCUUGUGAGAGCAGAGCCAGCAGCACAGACCCAAGCCAGCACCUGUGGAAUGUAUUGCCAUUGCCUGCCUGCCUGCUUGCCUCUCUGUAAAACAAGAGUAACUAGAUAAGCAACAAGGACUUUAAAAACUUUUAGAUCUUACUGUAUCAAAAUGAUGAUUCCAAAGGUUUCCAGUAUUAAGAUCAAAUUGCAUAAAUAAAAGGUACCUGCAAAGAUUAGUUUUGGGAUGGAAUGAAGUGCUACAGGGUCCCCAUGAAUGAGCUGUUUGCACCAUUCUUUGCAUCAGCGUGGCACCGUCUGGAUUUUUCAGAUGUAGGGAUAUUGAGCUCGCUCACUUAGCCAAACUGAUUUAGUGUAAUUAGUAGCUAUUUGGAGACAUAAUUGUGUAUGUAUAACUUAGAUUUAUACGGCCAAGUUUGCAUCAAUAAUAUGUUCAUAUGUAACACACGCCACCCAGAACCCACUGUGACUCUACUAUAUGAUUUAUCACUGGAGAGCACAGCUUUAAAACAGCUUUCUUCUUUUUUAAUGGCGAUGUAAAUGAUGAGAGAGUGUCAGGUAUGUAUUUUUGAGUCAGUAGAGUCAGCGACUGCGUACUGACCGUCACUGGAACGCCUCGGAGCAAUUGUUAAUGUUCUCUGUGGUCCUUUUUAAUGGUUCCCAAAUGGGUCAUAGUAUCGAAUUUGAAGUCUGUUCCAGUGUGAUUUUCUAUUUUAGCAUUUGUAAGAAAAUACAAAAUACUUGAUAUUUUUACUUCAGAUUUUUAGAAUUUAUUGCUCUUAGAGUCAUAUUGAUCUCACCCUUUAAAAAGCAAAAUAACAUUUUUUUCCUAAUGGUGAGUACUAGCAAAAGGAUAGUGUGUUAAACCAGGAGUAAAUCAUAACAGAUUAGCAUUUGCUCAUUUUCCCCACGUGCUAGCAACAUUCUCAAAGAAUGUAUGAAGAAAGUCAUGAAUGUAUUAAACAAUACACUGAUACUGUUUGUAUCCAUCUAAAUGUUUCCUGCUGGUUCAAAUAAUAGCAGACCAUGCACAAGAUGGAUAUUGGAGCUAAUAUGGCUAAAAUAAAAAGAAAACGUUUUACCAAAGAUAAAGAACUGAUACCACAAUGUCUGCAUCUUAUCUUUCAUUUCAGUGCAUAAAUUUAGCAAAUUGAAUGUGCCAGAAACUGAGACCUUCUAAUGUAACUGUAUGCUACCGAGCGCCUCUGUGAAGUCUUUUACGUGCAUUUGUAUGGGAGAUGUAAAAUCACAGAAAAUAUCAACAACCUGUUGUGAAUGCCCCACCAGAUGGCAAGAAAUGCAAAGUGUGGCUUUCCCUUAUAAUGAUUUUUUCUUAUCUUGAUGUCAUACGUGCUUUACCACUCAGUGAUGUUGAAGCUCCCAAAGAAGUCGGUAACGUUAAACUGUUGUACCACUGGCAGGUGUUACUAGCUAGCAUGUGAAUUUAAGACAUACUGGGUUUUACUGUAGAUGUUGUCAUUUUGCAAUAUCUCCUGACACGUCAAAAAUCAGCCCGUUUAUCUUACAUACUGAUGAGUGAAAAAGCGAUCUUCAGCUUUUAAAAUGGCAUUUUCAAAAGUGGGUACAGAAAGAUCCUCGCUGUUUUUUCUCUUAACUUAUGUCUAAUGGCUGUGUACAUUCCUUUGUCUCACUGUUCCCAAUCUGCCAUGAUUUGACUGUACGCUUUGUGAAGAAAAUAGAGACAUACAAAUAGUGACAUGGGGUCGCUAAAAAAAAUGCUCCUGCAGUGCAUCCGAAGUACAGCCACUUCAUCCAGUCGCUCUGUCCUGUAAAUAAAUUAAAGGUAUAUUAUUUUUAUACAAGAGGAAUGUUGUCUGGUGAUUUCCUGAGUACAGUGACACGAACAGAUUCAUGUUCUUUUUCCUAUAGAGGCUGUAACUAAGAUCCUGUGUAAUCUUAGCAAGUCAGACUGAAGACAUAAACGAAAACUCCCUGCUUUGCUGCAGCCAUUUUUUCUGCCUUUCAGAUGGCUUUUGUGUAAAGGAGCAAACUUGCCCCCUUCAAAAUAGCAGGAAGAUUGCUAGGUGUGAAGAUGUCUGGAAUGUACAUACACUGACUUCCUAUAGACCGGCGUUGCCUUCUGCCUAUCAGGUCAGUACACCCUGCUGAGGCGAGUAUCGUGUCCCUAUCAACAUACAGCUUGAAUGUCUCACCUCUUAACAGCCUCCUGAAAGGAACAUUAAUACACCUCAGCUCUAUAUUUUUCUGCCUUUCCUAGCCUGCACAAAUUAAAACCUUUUCUUAGAAGCUCUGUAGAGGAUGUAAAACGAAACAUCAAAAGGGAGAUCAAGCACGUUUGUUUUCUGCCUAUUGACUGCAUUCAGCUGGCUUAGGUAACAAGGUUUGAAAUGAGAAGGAUCCUGACUUACAAAGUCAACCACUUUGUUAUACAUUACAGCCACCAAAUGUUUCAUGUUCUAGAAAAUGUUUGCACCUCUUCUUUUUCCUGCCCUCAGAUGUAUAUAGUACAUUUAUACAUUUUUGAGUGUCAUUCGUCUCUGUGAAUUGUUAUUUAUGUACAGCAGUGGGAAACAGAACUGCAUCCUCAACACUCUACGAAGGCACACUAAUUUUAUGCUGGAAGGAGCAUUAUUAAUUCUACAGCCCCAGGAGACACAGAGAAUAAUGUGUAGGCUCUGUUGGUUAUUUAGCUUUUGUUUCAGCAAUUAAAGGGUUGUGAAACAGCUGGAAAAUGCAAUGUCUGGAGCUUGCCUGUGCUGAGGUAAUGGCAUGGGCUGACAGGUGUUCUCACUUAUGGUGCACAGUUCUGUUGAUUGCAUUUAAAAUCUGUGGUAAGGCAAUGGGGCAGGUUCACAUUUAUGGCCUUCCAGAGUAAAUCUAAUUCUGCCAAUGUCACUGCUAAAGCUUCUUCAUCUCUGACUUCAUGGGUUUUCUUGUGAUUGUUCUGGCCAUUCAGUUGGCACCAAUGCAGGUAUGUUUGCAAGGUUUUUUACCUUGCUAAUAUUCUGGGAAAGAGGAAUGCACUUGGAGUUGUUUAAAUGAGUUGCUGAAAUGAGAUGCUUUAGUGCCCUCUCUUAGGGUUGUCCUUGGUAAGGCUGAGAAAAAGAAAUAAGUCCCCAUCCACAAGUCUUUGUUCUACCUAUCUAAUGUCUUGUCCCAGCAGAAAUCAUGACAAAUACCUAAUGUUUGCAGUGUUACCUCACUGUUACCCUCCCUGUUACAGAAAUUGUUCAUGUUAACUUCCCACCAGUAGGGAUGGUCUUAAUUUCUUAUGAGCUACACGAUGCUCGUGGUCAUCUCUGUGUAAGCACUGCUCUGAGAGGUGGUCUCCUGCAGCAGAAUGCUGGAAGCAAACUCCAAAUCAGCAUCCCAUCAGAUCUGGAAUACUUUCCUUGUAGCUCGUCUGAUGAGCAGGGCAUUACCCCCAUGCUGUAUCAUUUCCAUCCAGCAUAUCCCUUUUUAUUUUUGUCAUUUUUCUGAAUGGUGUCUCUGCUGGUUAUUGAUCGCACCAGGAGAAGCCUGUGGUGUGGGCAGGCUGCUGCUUGCUCUCCUUCCUGAUUCACUCCAUGAUGAGGCUGCAGUCCCCUCUGAGCGUUUUUCUUUUCAUUAAUGGCAAGCUGAAAGGCCCUCGGUUCUUAUGGAAAGAGCUGUAACAGAGAUUAAAUAAAGGUGCUCUGGAGAAUGCUUCCCUGCCCCAAUCUUCCCCCUCACAAGAUAAAUGUGAUUAAUUUAAAAAAAAAAAAAAAAAAAACACAAUUUUCAGUUAAAAAAAAAAAGAAAAAAAGUAAAGCACCAUCAGUUAAAAAAAACAAAGGGGGCAAAAUCCCCACAUGUCCAGUUGCUCUAAGACUUGCAUUAAUAGAUGUAAGCAAAACAAAUGGUGAUUGUCAAAGGCUGGAGGAAGAUCACCUCAUUAAUAUCUCCCCACACACACAAAUGUCAGAUAAUCAUUCCCCAUUUCCUUCACAAAUCUCAUUAUGGUGAAACAGCGGUUUGUCACCCUUUCCAGGCACGCUUUGUGGUGUUGUGCCUUGGUGCUGAAGCUCCUCAGAAGGCAAAGUGUUCCACCCAUCAUGAUGCUUUCAGGAGCGUGUAACUUCAGUUAGCUCCAAGGCGGUGUGUUAGCACGGUCUGCAAAGGUUUCCUGUGAAAAGAAAAUGCUGAGGUGUGUGGGAGCAGCAGGAGUGAGUCACUGAUAGGAUCACAUCCUAUUCCUGAGGUUUUACUCCUUGUAUGGAAAAUCCAGGAGUCUGUUUCUGUGGCAGAUAAUGUUGUCCCUUGUUUCUCUUGUGUUCCCUCUCAAUAAUUUAAGAACCCAUGUUCUCCUUGGAGUGCUUGUCUAUAGGUUCACUGGAUGCUCCAGUAUGAGAUGAAGAUUUUUAAGUUUCAGCAGUACUCACAUUUGUGCCACUCUCCCUACCAUAUACAGACUCUCCACACCCCUUUCCCCAUGAGGGCUGUUGCAGACCAACCAUCACGCUGAAUGCUGUAAUUAAUUCACAGAAGCUAGAGGUUCUGGUGUGCCAUUGCAGAAGCUAACAGAAACCAGGAAUGCUUCGGUGCUACUCUUGUCCCUAUGGAAAAAAUAACUGCCUGUUCUUUUGUGGAGCAAGUAGAAAGCGAGUGAUUAAAAUCACUCUGUUAUGUAGACAUUAGAACUGAGAAACUGAUGCAGGUGGCAGAAGCAGCCCAGUUCUGUGAGCAUUUCCCUGCUGUCUUCUCAUGGAUGACCAGAGAUCCUGCUCUGCAAGGCAGGCUGGCCUCCCUGCAGCACACACUGCAGUGUGGGAAGCACGCAAAGCUAUCAGGUCAUCCUGGUGCCGUGCCAGUGCCAUGGUUCUGUAUGGGCAAUCUGACAGUGCUAGGCAGAGCCUUCUGGAUUGGAUCCAGCCAUUGCUUUAUCACUGUGUACCAGAUAUAUGUGAUAGUCUGAUACCUUACAUUUGUUUUGUGAGCAACAACUUCUUGCCUGCCCACUUAGAUAUCAGGAACAUGCAAGGAAAAGCAGACUGCUGUGUGCUUCUGCUGCUUGAUCUGGGCUGCUCUCACCUCUGGGCUCUUCUCACUUGGUAGGGAACGGACCGUGGACUGAAUGAAUGCUCCCACCUUGCACACACACACACCACACCUGGACGUGUAGAUGUUAAACACCUAUAAACAUGGAAAUUCUGUCUAUGCCACAUAGCUCAUAGAGUUUGUUGUUUCUGUUGAAAAAAGUGUAUGAUCAACAUUACAAGUGUGGGUGAUUACUCGAGAAGCCAGCUCCAAGGCUGCACUUUGCUGCUGUAAUACAGGCAUGUACUUCUAAUCACAGUGUUGUCUGAUCUUUGAUCAAUCAGAUCUCUACAGCCACUUAAGUGAUAAAUACUCUUUUAAAUGCCACACUGACAUCAGUAUGCAAUAAAAAACCAAGAUCUCAUUUUCUUCUGUUAACUGUGUGCCUCCUGCCUGAGCUACCUUUUCCAUGAGAGAAGAGAGGAUCUCUGCCUUGACAAAUCCUCGGUCAUUGUGAAGUUUCCUGCUUAAGAACAUGCUGCUGCAAUCAGUAUCUUUCUAUACUGCAUCAAUGUGUAUGAAAGCACAGAGUUGGUACUGUUAACCAGGAUCAAAUCAGUAAUUAAAAAGGAAGCAAUUUUACGCAUACGUAUAU